AGAAAAAGAAAGAAUCUAUAUUAACCAAAAAAAACACAACAUAUAUAUCUAUCGACGAAGAAAUUAAAGAUGAUAGUGGAGAUUGAGGAAGUGAGCAGCUGCCAGGCACUGCCUCUGCUUUCGCUAAACCAUGUAUCGUUAUUGGUGAGAGAUGUCUGGAAUUCUGUGCGCUUCUAUGAAGAUGUUUUGGGCUUUUGUCUUGUCAAACGCCCUUCCUCUUUCAAUUUCCAUGGUGCCUGGCUGUACAACUAUGGAGUGGGGAUUCACUUGCUUGAGAACAAAGCGAUGGAGGAUUACGAUGCCAUCAAUGAACCUCGACCCAUUAAUCCCAAGGAUAACCACAUUUCCUUCCAGUGUACUGAUGUUGCGCUGGUGAAGAGGAGGUUGGAGGAAAUGGGAAUGAGAUACGUAACUGCAGUUGUGGAGGAAGAAGGGACCAAAGUAGAUCAGGUGUUUUUCCAUGACCCUGAUGGCUACAUGAUUGAAAUAUGUAACUGUGACAACCUUCCAAUUUUGCCCCUCUCUUCAAGCUGCCACCUCAAGCCCCACAAUAGUGGCAGCUAUAACAAAAUGAUAGCCACCAACUACGCCUGUGGUUUCAUGGAAACUGAAAUGAUGGAGAACUUAAGCAUGAACAUGCUCAACUUUUCUUUCUAAGCUGUACUACUGUACUAUUUUCGGUUAGUUUGUAAUCUGUGUGAUUGAAACUUUGAAUCUUUUGAAAGUUUGUCGUCAUUGAAUGAUAAAGUCACACUGCUGGUUAAUUAUCACUUGUUUAAGUGGCUUUUCCACAAAUUCGUAUGUUUAAGUUUGCUUGGCUAUACAGGUUUUAAAAGCUGGAAUAAUUGUUGUACUUUUAUUUUCAAACUAUAUUGUUUGUAUAUUGGAGUAUAUGUUAGUAUUAUGUACUACUAUUAAUUUUGUUUCUCUCAAUUAGAAGAGUUAAGCAGAUUUGCUGCUUCAGAUU
Messenger RNA from Lycium ferocissimum, 967 nucleotides. RefSeq names its product glyoxylase I 4-like. NCBI's taxonomy places the organism in Eukaryota, Viridiplantae, Streptophyta, Magnoliopsida, Solanales, Solanaceae. The record is from RefSeq and is a predicted model, not a curated record. Gene Ontology annotation, molecular function: lactoylglutathione lyase activity; metal ion binding. The transcript is spliced from 3 exons. Bases 70 to 657 code for a protein of 195 amino acids.